AAAGUAAAAGAGAAAGGGUUAUGCUUAUGGGUUGGGUUUGAAGGAAGCCCAAGUUGGAUGAGUGAAAGGGAAGUGGGCUUAGGCUUGUUUACAGAGCUAAGUGGAAAGUGAGAGGAGGGAGAGAGAGAGAGAGAGAGAGAGUGUGUGUGUGUGAGAGAGAGAGAGAGAGAGAGGUGAAGCAUAAGCGAGACAUUGGAUCGAAUCGAAGAUGGGUGGAGGAAUGGAAGCGAACAAGAACAAGUUCAUCGAGGAUUGGGGCACUGCCAGAGAGAAUCUCGAGUUCAAUUUCCGAUGGACUCGCCGCAACCUCGCACUUGUUGGUAUCUUCGGUAUCGCCAUUCCUGUCCUCGUCUACAAGGGCAUCGUCAGAGAAUUCAUGGCUGAUGGCGAUGAGGCCGAUAAGAACAUUGGGAUGUGGAAAAUCAAGACAUUGAUCAAAUCUCUUGAGGCUGCCAGAGGAAAUGGGACCAGCAUGAUUUCCCUUAUAAUGCCCCCACGUGAUCAAAUAUCUCGUGUUAACAAGAUGCUCGGGGAUGAGUUUGGAACUGCAUCAAACAUCAAAAGCAGGGUGAAUCGACAGUCCGUGCUUGGUGCAAUCACUUCUGCUCAGCAGCGGCUCAAGCUUUACAACAAGGUUCCUCCCAACGGGCUUGUUUUGUACACUGGCACAAUCGUCACUGCAGAUGGGAAGGAAAAGAAGGUGACUUUUGAUUUUGAGCCUUACAGACCUAUCAAUGCGUCUCUUUAUCUCUGUGACAAUAAGUUCCACACUGAAGCAUUGAAUGAGCUCCUGGAGUCUGAUGACAAGUUUGGAUUCAUUAUCAUGGAUGGCAAUGGUACUCUUUUUGGGACCUUGAGUGGUAAUACAAGAGAGGUUCUUCAUAAAUUUACUGUUGAUCUCCCAAAGAAACACGGGAGAGGAGGCCAAUCAGCUCUACGGUUUGCCCGUCUUCGUAUGGAGAAACGUCAUAACUAUGUGAGAAAGACCGCAGAGCUUGCUACCCAGUUUUAUAUCAAUCCUUCUACCAGCCAACCCAAUGUUGCUGGCUUAAUACUCGCUGGUUCUGCUGAUUUCAAAACUCAGCUUAGUCAGUCAGACAUGUUUGAUCCUCGGCUUCAGGCAAAAGUGCUUAAUGUUGUUGAUGUUUCCUAUGGAGGGGAAGACGGCUUUAAUCAGGCUAUCAAACUCUGUGCCGAAAUUCUGUCCAAUGUGAAGCUUAUCCAGGAGCAACGAUUGAUUGGAAAAUACUUUGAGGAGAUCAGCCAGGAUACCGGAAAGUAUGCUUUUGGGGUUGAUGAUACACUAAAAGCUCUGGAGAUGGGGGCUGUUGAGACGCUUAUUGUAUGGGAAAAUCUUGAUAUGAAUAGGUAUGUGUUGAAAAAUAGUGUUACUGGUGAGAUUGUUAUUAAGCAUCUUAAAAAGGAACAGGAGGCCAACCAAGACAACUUUCGGGAUCCUGCAACCUCUGCUGCUUAUGAGGUUCAAGAAAAGAUGUCUCUGCUGGAGUGGUUUGCAAACGAAUACAAACGGUUUGGCUGCACUCUUGAGUUCAUCACCGACAGAUCACAAGAAGGUUCACAGUUUUGCAAAGGUUUUGACGGGAUAGGCGGGAUCCUGCGCUACCAGCUUGACAUGCGAUCAUUUGAUGAAUUCUCUGAUGAUGAAGAGGUAAAUGAUGAUUCUGAAUAGCAAUCAACAAAAUACUUCCUGCUGCUGGUGCAGGAAAGAGGGAUCGAAAUGCCUGCUCCAGCACAGGAGGUGGUUGCACUUGCUGCUGCUGCUCCUCAUCUGUCUGUCGUGUUGCAUUAUGGAAGGUUUGCUUGUGAACCAAGGUUCAAUUUUACUACCCUUUUCUCUGUAUUUGUUUGUUUUUGUUAGAAAUUACCGAAUACUAACUACAGUAAGCUUGAAAUUGUAGUUUAAAAUUAAAGCGAGUUUAUUUUAGCUUCAUGUUCAAAUGUUUUUUCAGAUGCUUUGCUACGAGGUAUCCUCUUGUUCUUCUAUUUUUCACUCCUUGGCGCCACCAAUUUCUGCAAUUUUUCUGGGAACAACAUCUGCUCCCCCGCUGUUUACUUGCAACCAGAAAGGCAACAACAAAAAAUGCUUCCCGAACAAACGCCAACCUUGCGUCAAUGAAGCAUAUGCAAGAUGAAGAUGCCGGUUGACCGCAUAGGAUGUUCAUGUGAGAGUAUGCAAGGUGAUUUGUAAUAAUUGGGGUUUAUGAAAGUUAGAACUUACGAUGAAGCUACGAACGUGCUAUUUUGUUAACUUGCAAAGGCUUGUUUGUUUUAAGUAUCGUACACCUAUCAAACUACCUUAUGUUCAGCUGUCUUCGUUGAGAUACCUCAAGGUCAAUAAUAUUUUUCUUUAAAACAAAUAUUU
Abrus precatorius (Indian licorice) is the source of this 2383-nucleotide messenger RNA. Its product is annotated as eukaryotic peptide chain release factor subunit 1-3-like. Gene Ontology annotation, cellular component: cytosol; translation release factor complex. Gene Ontology annotation, biological process: cytoplasmic translational termination. The record is from RefSeq and is a predicted model, not a curated record. Lineage: Eukaryota; Viridiplantae; Streptophyta; Magnoliopsida; Fabales; Fabaceae. The transcript has 4 exons. Gene Ontology annotation, molecular function: translation release factor activity, codon specific; sequence-specific mRNA binding. The coding region runs from base 209 to 1690 and encodes 493 amino acids.